AUGGAUGCUAGUGCGUUUGAGAUUGACGCGGGGCUGAGCGGGCUGCGGGCCGAGCAUCAGGAGCAGCAGCAACAGGAGCAGCAGCAGCGUCACCAGGAACAGGAGCAGCAUCAGCAUCAACAUCAGCAUCAACAACGAGAGCAAGAACAACGGGCUGUCAGCCUUAAGAAUGGCAGAAGUAAUAGCGGACACAGCUCAGGAAACGGCGGUGAUCGGAGGUUCAUUGCACGUGACUGGUUUAAUGUUAGUUGCGAGCGGGACUGCGAAUUGAUGCAGAUAUUCAUCGAGCAGUUGAAUGGGACGAACCAUGUGAACUACUCCAAGGCGUAUCUACUGUUCAAAGAGCGGACUGGGUUUCCCUUUUCUGAUCCGAAGCAUAUGCGAAAGAGAAUGGACCAGAUUGUUUACACAUUCAAGACGCAAGGGGAUAUGCUGCCCGAGGAUGUGAAGCGGAAAAUCACUGAGUACAACGAGGCAUUGGAGGCUGCCAAGCAGCGCGACAGUUCGAAUCGGAAACGGUUGAUUUUGAUGGAGCCCGUUGAGGCAGACGAUACCCGGAGUAGGAGUAGGAGUGGGAGCGGGAGCGGGAGUCGUAGUCGGAGUGGGAGUGCUAGCGAUGGUGUAAGCGAUGGCGAAGCUGAUGUUGAAUCGCAAGCUCGGGGCAUCGCGCGCGGAAUACCGAACUCCAACAAUUUGCUGGGCCUAGGGUCCAAGAAGAACAACGGAUCGUCGAUGAGUCCAACCGGUCUGACGAUGGGCGUGACGAUGGGAAUGGGCGUGACCAAGAGCAACAGCAACAGCAACAGUAAGAGCAGAAAACGUAAGCAUGGGAACGGUUUUUCCGCAGAAGAAUCUUCGGACCGGACUUUGAAAAGACUUGCAGAAAAUGUUGAGACGUUGACAAGAAUGAUGCAGAGUCAUGAUCUGUUGCUCAACCGAAUCGUGAGGCUGUUGGAGGGCAAUAGUACUGUUGCUGCUUUGGACCACCACAGUAGCAAUGGGGGUGCUGGCCAAGAAGAGCCCGACCCAUCGGAGUCACACACUACAACUACAACAGCUGGGACAUCGGCAGUAGUAGUACCAGAUACAGCAUCUGCUGCGGCUGCGGCUGCGGCUGCGGCUGCUGCCGCCGCCGCCGCGAGCAACGUCCUCAACCUAAACCCAUCGCUCGCAGCUGCCAAUGCCGUCAGUAGCAACGAAUACGAUGAGGAAGACGGCAGCGGCGGCGAGCGUGACCACGUGACCAUAAGGUAG
Kluyveromyces marxianus DMKU3-1042 is the source of this 1254-nucleotide messenger RNA. RefSeq lists its product as uncharacterized. The coding region runs from base 1 to 1254 and encodes 417 amino acids. The record is from RefSeq and is a predicted model, not a curated record. NCBI's taxonomy places the organism in Eukaryota, Fungi, Ascomycota, Saccharomycetes, Saccharomycetales, Saccharomycetaceae. The transcript has a single exon.